Beta vulgaris subsp. vulgaris (sugar beet) is the source of this 1128-nucleotide messenger RNA. Its product is annotated as F-box protein CPR1-like. The record is from RefSeq and is a predicted model, not a curated record. NCBI's taxonomy places the organism in Eukaryota, Viridiplantae, Streptophyta, Magnoliopsida, Caryophyllales, Amaranthaceae. The transcript has a single exon. The coding region runs from base 1 to 1128 and encodes 375 amino acids. Gene Ontology annotation, molecular function: protein binding.
AUGAUCACCAAUUCACCACCUAUGAGGAGAUCAAUACAAUUGGUAAAUAGAUCUCUUUCAGAAAUCCCAUCACAUAUGUUGUUGGAAAUACUUUGUAGACUUCCUAUUAAAACAUGUCUAACAUGUAAACUUGUUUGCAAAGAAUGGUAUAACAUCAUCAUCAGUCGUGAUUUCUCUACUUUUCGACGCACCCAUAAUACCAAUGUUGCUCGUCAUACCUUCUUGUUCUACAAGCGUGCCAAUUUUCGUGGACAAGAUCAGUUGCAAGGUUUGGACUUUCACUUUGCCGAGCUCGAUAAGCCCUCGUAUGUCAAUGUUGGUGUCGAUGCAUUGGUUCGUGUCACACCCAAGAUUGCUGGCAUAUCUAAUGUUGAAUUGUAUAUGGCUAGUCAUUGCAAUGGUGUUGUUGUACUAAUAAACAAAAACGAGUCGGAUCGCAAUUUUUAUGUAUGCAAUCUGCUCACAAGCUAUUAUCUGACUGUCAAACCGUAUUUUGAUUCGUCUUACCAACUGAGGUAUUGUAUGUUAGGGUGCUGCCCAACGACGCGCCAAUUUAAGCUCUUUAUAUUGGUUAGAAAUACAAAUAGUGGUGGUAGGAACGAGACGAGGAUACAAACUGUGGGUACUAAUAAAUGGAGGAGAGUGGUGAAUUCGCCGUGCUUGAAAUGGGGAAGCAGCACAUGUUUUCUCAAUGGUGCUGCUCAUUGGUUUGCAAGCAAAUAUAUAUGGUCCUUUGAUUUUACGCGUGAAAAGUUUGUAUCUAUGCCAGUUCCUAGUGUGAUUCGGAGCUACAAGUAUAAAGAUUUGACGGUUUUCGACUCGUGUUUAUGCUUAAGCUGCCUCUCCUAUCCUGAUGAUGGCAAUUUUAGAGACAUUUGGGUUAUGAGACAGUAUGGUGUGAAAGAAUCGUGGGUGAAGCAAUUUGUUCUUCAGUGGGGUGCAUGCGAUUGGGAUGUACCUUUAGUACAUAUAGAUGAGAAGACAUUGUUGAUUUCGCGUAAACGAUCACGUCGUAUAUUGUAUGAUCUAAGUGGAAAAGAAGAGCACAAGAAACAGCAGCAGUUACCACAGCUUUCUUCAUUUGAUACCACCUCAUGUGAGGAUGUCGAGUUCUCCAAGGUUAUUUGA